GCCGUGCUCGGCUGUUUCCUGUGCUCUGUGUCACCCAAAACAAGUUUGAAACAGACAAAUCACAGAAUAGCGCGCUUGCUUGUAUUUUAACUUCUGCGGAAGGGUUUAGCAUCACUCGCUAUGUGAUACAGAGAGCAUCUUUGGACGGAGGAUCAUGGACAGUUACUUAUUCGUGAGAGUUGUGGGGAAGGGGAGCUAUGGGGAGGUGAAUCUGGUCAGACACAAAUCAGACCGUAAACAGUACGUGAUCAAGAAGCUGAACCUGAGAACAUCCUCCAGACGCGAACGGCGAGCCGCGGAGCAGGAAGCACAGCUCCUCUCACAACUCAAGCAUCCCAACAUCGUCACAUACCGGGAAUCAUGGGAAGGCGAGGACUGUCAGCUUUACAUCGUGAUGGGAUUCUGUGAGGGAGGAGAUCUUUACCACAGACUCAAACAGCAGAAGGGAGAACUGCUUCCUGAGAGACAAGUUGUGGAGUGGUUUGUUCAGAUUGCCAUGGCCCUCCAGUAUUUACAUGAGAAGCACAUUCUGCAUCGAGAUCUGAAAACGCAGAAUAUCUUCUUGACCAAGACCGAUAUAAUCAAAGUGGGUGAUCUGGGCAUCGCGCGGGUCCUGGAGAGUCAGAACGACAUGGCCAGCACUCUGAUCGGCACACCUUACUACAUGAGUCCAGAACUGUUCUCCAACAAACCUUACAACUACAAGUCAGACGUGUGGGCCCUGGGAUGUUGCGUGUAUGAAAUGGCAACUCUAAAACAUGCUUUCAACGCAAAAGACAUGAACUCUCUCGUGUAUCGUAUCGUUGAAGGGAAGUUGCCCCAAAUGCCGAGUAAGUACGACCCCCAAUUGGGAGAACUGAUCAAGCGGAUGCUGUGUAAGAAACCAGAGGACAGGCCAGACGUCAAACACAUUCUCCGACAGCCGUACAUCAAACAGCAGAUCUCCAUGUUCCUGGAGGCCACAAAAGAAAAAACCGCCAAAUCACGGAAAAAUGCAGCGAACAGCAAACCGAACAGUGCCGGAUCUAAUGCAUCAACCAAACCAAAUCAUGACGUUCAGCCACAAUGUCUUAACUCUGAAUCAAAGGCCAGAGGAAGAAAGGUCGAAGAAAACCACUUGAACCGACAAAAACCCUGUAAUGCUGCAGUGGAAAAAGUGCUUCCUGACCCACACUUGCCCCCUAAAUCUCCAAGUCGGGACAUUCUUAACUCAACAGGUCCAUCUACAGCAACCAUUAGCAAUAUAGACAUUGAAAUCCAAUCCCAGGAACAAAAACAGAGAAAAGCCAAAAAACCCAGCAGCCAUCAGAACCACAAGCCGCCAUCUGUGAGCAAGAGGAGAGAGAAAGAGGAGAAAGAAGAUCCUGGUCCUGCUCAGACACACCCUCUGAAACAAGCAUUAGGUGUCAGCAGAGCGGAGGAUAAGAUAUCAGCGAAUGGACUGAUAUCUCCAAACUCAACUACACCCAAGCCUGCAGAUCGAACCAAGAUGCUAAGCAAGAAUCAGGCUCUUAAUGCAAGUAUGGACCUUGAAGACGACACUAUGAAGCUUCUGCAUGAGGCAGGGAUGGAGGACAUCCCACACGAGCCUAUGGAACAACAUCACAAUGCUGAGACAAAGUCGGAGACUGUUGAUGAUGAUCUUAGCAACGCUUGUGUCCUAAAGGAUGUUCCCACUGGAAGUUCAACUGAGGAGAGUGAGGGAAGUUUAGACUCCACAGAGAAACUACUCAAGCCUGUUCCUGUAAUUGUAAUGGAGCCUUCCAGUUCAGAGUCCACUUCAGCUCUCUUAGAUCAAAGCAGACCAGUUCUUCAGCCCUCUUCCUCUGAACCAUCCAUGUCACGUCAGCACAGGCAGAAGAAGAAAGACAAGUCCCUCGAUGACCAGAACAGCCAUCAAGUCAAAGCAGUGCCCAGACCUCUGCCACCUCUUCCAGAAGAUGUCCUAUCAGUAAACAAUGAACAGAAAGGCCACAGACCUGCCAAUUUCUCGUCCUCUACCAAGAACUGUCCAGAGCAGCAGAACCGUCCACUGUCAGCCAGGGAAAGGAGAAGACUGAAGCAAUUACAGGAGAACUCCAGACAACAAGCUGUGUCCGCUGUCAAAAGGGAGCCUUGUGAUGUCCCCUCAUUAGACAGUAAGCAGACAGACCAUCUAGACUGCCCAAGACCUGCCAGCACAACUUUGGAAACAAGAAAGGAGAGGAAGUGCUCAUGGAGACAGUCUGACGAAGACGAUUGUAGUUCCUCCACCAGCUCCACUGAACGUUCAGAGGGCGACUACAGAGAACGAAAGUUUGAGACCAAUGAGAUGCAAGACUUGGUCCAAAUGAUGACGCAAACGUUACACAUGGAUGCCAGAGAUGUAUCAUUUGAGCCAGAUGGGUCGAGAUGCCACUCCACUCCACUGCCUGAGUUCAAACUAAACAGGAAGUACAGGGACACCCUGAUGCUUCAUGGGAAAUCCAGAGAGGGACAGGGAGAUUACCAAAUCAGUGGCUUCCCGUUAGACGACAGCACGGGUCCAGCAAAGGUCAGGAGAGUGAUCGAGCACUUGCGUACAGAUGUGGUUAAAGGACUCGGGGUGAAGCUAUUGGACAGAGUCCUGGACAUCAUGCAGGAAGAGGAUGAAGAGAAGAGAGAGCACCUACUGCAAGAGCUAAUGGGGGAGGAAAAAUACAAGCAGUAUGCACUGAAAGUCCAACAGCUGAAGUUCUUUGAGGACGUUGCAUUCAAGGACUGAGCCAGAUGCACACGAGGGAUCCCUUAUCAAACACUGAUAUGCCAUUACUGCUGGUGGGCAGCAGACUUUUGUGCUCUUAAACACUCCACUGAAGCCUCUUAUCAACAAUCACUGUUACUUUUUUAAUGUUUUUGUAAAUGUGAUAGAAGUGAGUUGAACGUAGAUAUGCAAAAAAAAAAUGCUGUUAUUAUGCACCUUUAAAUUUCACAAAAGCAUUAUUUUCAGACAUCAUCUUUCUUUUAGAAAUGUGAACCUAUGCUAUGUAGAUAGCAAUCUUGAAUCACAAAAGAGAUGUUAAAAAUAGUUGACUUUUUUUCUAAACUGUAUAUUUAUAUUACGAUAUAAUAUAAAUCGAUAAGGAAUGAUUUAUA
Messenger RNA from Sinocyclocheilus rhinocerous, 3114 nucleotides. RefSeq names its product serine/threonine-protein kinase Nek4-like. The record is from RefSeq and is a predicted model, not a curated record. The transcript is spliced from 16 exons. Bases 155 to 2743 code for a protein of 862 amino acids. Gene Ontology annotation, biological process: protein phosphorylation. NCBI's taxonomy places the organism in Eukaryota, Metazoa, Chordata, Actinopteri, Cypriniformes, Cyprinidae. Gene Ontology annotation, molecular function: ATP binding; protein kinase activity.